UGUCUGUCUUUCCGGCGUGCCUGUGUGGAGGGCGAAGUUUGAGAUGCAUUUGUUUCUUAAGGAGAGGACGGAUUUCUUUGUGAUAUUGUAUAAGCUGCUUUCAUCAUGGGAGAAAUAGAGCAGAGGCCCACCCCAGGAUCGCGACUGGGGGCUACAGAGAAUUCAGGGAUCAGUACCUUGGAACAUGGGCAGAAGCCGCCCCCAACGCCUUCAGGAAAACUCAUGUCCAUCAAAAUCCAGAUGCUGGAUGACACCCAGGAGGCAUUUGAAGUUCCACAAAGGGCUCCAGGAAAAGUGCUGCUAGAUGCAGUUUGCAACCACCUCAACCUUGUGGAAGGCGACUAUUUUGGCCUGGAGUUUCCUGAUCACAAAAAGAUCACGGUGUGGCUGGAUCUCUUAAAACCUAUUGUGAAACAGAUUAGAAGGCCAAAGCAUGUUGUCGUUAAGUUUGUGGUGAAAUUUUUUCCACCUGACCACACACAACUCCAAGAAGAACUCACAAGGUACCUAUUUGCUCUGCAGGUGAAGCAGGACUUGGCUCGAGGCAGGUUGACGUGUAACGACACCAGCGCUGCUCUCUUGAUCUCACAUAUUGUACAAUCUGAGAUUGGGGAUUUUGAUGAAGCAUUGGACAGAGAGCACUUAGCAAAAAAUAAGUACAUACCUCAGCAAGAUGCACUAGAAGACAAAAUCGUGGAAUUUCACCAUAACCACAUUGGACAAACACCAGCAGAAUCAGAUUUCCAGCUCCUGGAGAUUGCCCGUCGGCUGGAGAUGUAUGGAAUCCGGUUGCACCCGGCCAAGGACAGGGAAGGCACCAAGAUCAAUCUGGCCGUUGCCAACACGGGAAUUCUAGUGUUUCAGGGUUUCACUAAGAUCAAUGCCUUCAACUGGGCCAAGGUGCGGAAGCUGAGCUUCAAGAGGAAGCGCUUUCUCAUCAAGCUCCGCCCUGAUGCAAAUAGCUCGUACCAGGACACGCUGGAAUUCCUGAUGGCCAGUCGGGAUUUUUGCAAGUCCUUCUGGAAAAUCUGCGUUGAACAUCAUGCCUUUUUUAGACUUUUUGAAGAGCCCAAACCAAAGCCCAAGCCCGUUCUCUUCAGUCGAGGCUCGUCGUUCCGGUUCAGCGGUCGGACUCAGAAGCAGGUUCUUGACUAUGUGAAGGAGGGAGGACAUAAGAAGGUGCAGUUUGAAAGAAAACACAGCAAGAUUCAUUCCAUCAGGAGCCUGGCUAUGCAGCCUGCAGAACCGAAUUCAGAAGUGCCAAAACAGUCUCAGCAGAGCGCCAGCCUUACAUUUGGAGAACGUGCCGAAUCCCCGGGUGGCCAGAGGUGCCAGCCAGGAAAGGACGUGAACGUUUCCACUGAGGAAUCAGGGCCACGCCCGAGCCCUGCUGGGAAGAGGAGCCCUCCGGGCAGCAAACAGGCCGACAGGGCCACCACGGCGCCGGCGGAGGACGAGGAGGAGGCCAUUGCGGACAGGACCCCGCAGAGUAAACCUCAGGCCCCGCAGCCAAGCACAGGCUCCCUGACUGGUAGCCCUCACCUUUCAGAGCUGUCCGUCAACUCGCAGGGAGGAGCUGCCCCCGCCAGUGUGACCUUGUCUCCCAACCUGAGCCCCGACACCAAGCAGGCCUCCCCCUUGGUCAGCCCGCUGCUGAACGACCAGGCGUGCCCGAGGACUGACGACGAAGAGGAAGGCCGGAGGAAGAGAUUCCCAACAGACAAAGCAUACUUCAUUGCUAAAGAAGUAUCCACCACCGAGCGGACGUAUCUGAAGGACCUUGAAGUCAUCACUUCAUGGUUUCAGAGCUCGGUGAGCAAAGAGGACUCCAUGCCUGAAGCAUUGAAAACUCUCAUAUUCCCGAAUUUUGAACCUUUGCACAAGUUUCAUACCAACUUUCUCAAGGAAAUUGAGCAACGACUUGCCCUGUGGGAAGGCCGUUCCAAUGCCCACAUCAGAGGAGAUUACCAAAGAAUCGGCGAUGUCAUGCUGAAGAACAUUCAGGGCAUGAAGCACCUGGCGGCUCACCUGUGGAAGCACAGCGAGGCCUUGGAGGCGCUGGAGAACGGCAUCAGGAGCUCCCGGAAACUGGAGAGCUUCUGCAGAGACUUCGAGCUGCAGAAGGUGUGUUACUUGCCGCUCAACACCUUCCUGCUGCGGCCGCUGCAGCGGCUCAUGCACUACAAGCAGGUCCUGGAGCGGCUGUGCAAGCACCACCCGCCAAGCCACGGUGACUUCAGGGACUGCCGAGCUGCUUUGGCAGAGAUCACUGAAAUGGUGGCACAGCUCCACAGCACGAUGAUCAAGAUGGAGAACUUCCAGAAGCUGCACGAACUGAAGAAGGAUCUGAUCGGCAUUGACAAUCUUGUGAUUCCGGGAAGGGAGUUCAUCCGCCUGGGCAGCCUCAGCAAGCUCUCGGGGAAGGGGCUCCAGCAGCGCAUGUUCUUCCUGUUCAACGACGUCCUGCUGUACACGAGCAGGGGCCUGACGGCCUCGAACCAGUUUAAAGUGCACGGGCAGCUCCCGCUCUACGGCAUGACGAUGGAGGAAAGCGAGGACGAGUGGGGGGUGCCUCACUGCCUCACGCUCCGGGGCCAGCGGCAGUCCAUCGUGGUGGCCGCCAGUUCUAGAUCAGAGAUGGACAAGUGGAUGGAGGACAUCCAGAUGGCCAUCGACCUGGCAGAGAAGAGCAGUGGCCCCACUCCCGAGUUCCUGGCCAGCAGCCCCCCGGACAGCAAGUCCCCUGAGGAAGCCACAGCAGCCGACCAGGAGUCAGAGGACGACCUGAGCGCCUCGCGCACCUCGCUGGAGCGCCAGGCCCCCCACCGCGGCAACACCAUGGUGCACGUGUGCUGGCACCGCAACACCAGCGUCUCCAUGGUGGACUUCAGCAUCGCAGUGGAGAAUCAGUUGUCUGGGAACCUGCUGAGGAAAUUCAAAAACAGCAACGGGUGGCAGAAGCUGUGGGUGGUGUUCACAAACUUCUGCCUGUUCUUCUACAAGUCACACCAGGACAAUCACCCCCUCGCCAGCCUGCCUCUGCUCGGAUACUCGCUCACCAUUCCCUCGGAGUCCGAGAACAUCCACAAAGACCACGUGUUCAAGCUGCACUUCAAGUCCCAUGUGUACUACUUCAGGGCUGAAAGUGAAUACACGUUUGAAAGGUGGAUGGAGGUGAUCCGAAGUGCCACCAGCUCAGCUUCACGGGCCCACAUUUUGAGUCACAAAGAAUCUCACGUGUACUGACAGCUGGACCCAUCCCUUGUUUCACAGCAGUCGCUGCUUUCCUGGAGGACAUUUACUUUCUUCUGUAUUAAUGAAGCCUAGUAAAAUUAACAACUGUCUGAAAAACAAAAAACAUGGUUUUACAGCAGCUCUCCUCUGUCUCUACAGAAGCGUUUUUAACCCUGUCUUCUGAUGGAACAGCGCUCCCAUCUCCACUCCUGGGUGGCUUGUCACCUGUCUUUCUCCGCGGGGGGUUCUUUAGUUUGUGCCAGUAUUAAAACAUUGUCAUUAACAGAGUGCCAAAUGACAGUUUUCCCUCCACAACUGUACCUUAAGACAUCUGUUCAACCAAAAGACAGGGCAAGUGCCCUUUUUCUAUUAUUUUCAUCUCUAGGCUGCUGUGUUUUAAAAAAUGGACUUUCCAGUGUUUGCAAUACACAUGGCACAGUCUUAAGCAAAAGAGAUCAUUUUCAGAUUUCGUUUUUUUCAAUCUUUCUACUUUUAUAAUAGGGAGUUAGUAGGACCCACUUCUUUAAUAAGCAAUUUUCAGCACACUACGUUCCACUUAGGGAUUUUGUGCUCCAGUGAAAACUUACCGGACCUACUUCUUGGUUGACCAAAUUGUUACAUGAUUACUAUUUACAAACUGUAGCUCGGUUGUCUUAAGAGAAGCAGAAAUCCAGUGCGAUAUCUGGACUAUCACUGUACUGUGAGUGGUGUAUACAAAUGAGAAGAUAUUAAGCUGUGGUGUUUUGCUGUUUCACAAGCAUGAAAACCUAUAUGUCAUUAAUCAGGGCCAUUUGUGAUAUGUUACAUUACGGAGAGUUUUUGUGAGCUUACGUGGAUGCAGAAACACUAUAAAGUAAUGGUACGUAGUC
This is a messenger RNA of Galeopterus variegatus (Sunda flying lemur), 4103 nucleotides long. It is a transcript of the gene FARP1, whose product is annotated as FERM, RhoGEF (ARHGEF) and pleckstrin domain protein 1 (chondrocyte-derived). NCBI's taxonomy places the organism in Eukaryota, Metazoa, Chordata, Mammalia, Dermoptera, Cynocephalidae. The transcript is spliced from 27 exons. Gene Ontology annotation, molecular function: guanyl-nucleotide exchange factor activity; cytoskeletal protein binding. Gene Ontology annotation, cellular component: cytoskeleton. The record is from RefSeq and is a predicted model, not a curated record. Bases 106 to 3246 code for a protein of 1046 amino acids.